CAUGCAUGCUCCUGCUCAUGCCCAUACUCGUGGAUUUACAUCCCACGCGCCUUCUGUCACUAAGCAACGGGUGCUCCCAAGUCGAGUGUAUGUGCCCACUCAAAACACAUUAGAAACAUGGGUCAAUGAUUCAUCCUGCUUUCUCUUUUUUCUCUUUCUCUACACACAAGCCCCAAGUACCUAGGUACCUACCUACCUACACACAUGCACAUGCAUACAUCGUGAUGGUGGACUUCCUUUGGCGUUGCACUAACGCACAUACCCAUGUACCGUGUUUUUCUCCAUCUCCCCUAUUUCUUCGACUGGAUAGCCCGAGUCACUGGUUCCCAUCAUUCCCAGCGACCUGGUUCUCUGGUGCCCUGGACCAAGCUUGGUAGGUUCAGGCUAUGUUCCCUCUCUACGUCAACUGUACAGACUUGUUAUUGGCUCGUGUCACCUCUAAUUUUGAUUCUGUCCUCACCGGAGAUACAUCAAUUGUCUCUCAACACACUCUCUUCUCACCUUUCACGGGGUGCACCUACAGUCCAUUUUCAGUCUGUAGACACCUUGCCUCCCUUGCCUACCUCACCUACCAACCUACCGACCUACCUACCGUACAGGCCGUCCCCUUGUCCACCCGUCUCUUCAUAUGUUCACAUGUCCUAUACUUCUCCUGUCUCUCUCUUCUUUUCUGUGAGGCACCACCUUAAUACUUCUCUCUGUCUUUCUUGUCCCAUUGACUCUGAUUACUUCUAUGUUGUUCUGAUUUCAAACUCGAUUCUGCACUAAUUGUGCCUUCAUACGCCACUGUAUUUCUUACAUUCGUUUUGAGGGUUGGAGCUGUCUCUGUUCUGACAGCUCGGUCGGAGACUUUGGCACCUUGAUUCCUAUUCACGGUGCCAGAAGACUUCACGCAAAAUAAUCAAAACAAAACAAAGAUCCAUUAUCAACACAGCGGUUAUUUUGUGUGCCUACUUCCAAAGUCCAACGCAUACUCUACUAUCCUGAACGUGUCAUCAUACUUUUAUUAUUCUACUUCAUCCAAAUUCACCAACUUUGUUGAUAUCAGCUAGGGGUCUAAAUCAGGAGACAAAAUGCGGUGGUUUGCCUCCAUUCAGAAUGCCUUUGACAAGGCAACAGAGAAGUUCUCUGCAUUGGACCAGAGGAUUAACAGGUCGACUUUUGGUAGAGUCUUCCGUCUUGACGGUUCCGGCCAUCCAAAAUCCAUACGAGGGGCCAC
Messenger RNA from Xylaria bambusicola, 1219 nucleotides. RefSeq lists its product as uncharacterized. Bases 265 to 768 code for a protein of 167 amino acids. The transcript is spliced from 2 exons. The record is from RefSeq and is a predicted model, not a curated record. NCBI's taxonomy places the organism in Eukaryota, Fungi, Ascomycota, Sordariomycetes, Xylariales, Xylariaceae.